AUGAUCUAUCUGAAGAUGGCCGGUAAGAGCCACAACACCUCCAGAUCACGACAUCACCAGCUGACACGUCCACCAAAGAUCUCCCCCAACUCACUUACACGCCCGUCGACGACAUCUCCACCAUUCACAAGCGCGUCGUCGACAAAUUCCACACCCAUGCCACACGUCCCGCUGCGUACCGCUUGAAGCAGCUUCGUCAGCUGUACUGGGGACUGAAAGAUGAAGAGCCAGCGCUGAUGGAAGCAUGCAAGCUCGAUCUCGGAAAGAGCGCGUACGAGACCUAUCUGACCGAAGUAGGAUGGGUGCUCAACGAUAUCCUCUUCAUGUGCAAGAAUCUCGAGCGUUUCAUGAAGGAUGAGAAGGCCGAGGACACCAGCUUGAUGAACAUGGCCAUGUCGCCCAUGAUUCGAAAGGAUCCAUUGGGCGCCGUGCUGGUCAUCGGAGCCUACAACUUCCCAAUCCAGCUAUCGCUUGGUCCGUUCGUGGGAGCGAUUGCGGCUGGCUGUACCGCAGUGCUGAAGCCGUCUGAGAGUGCCCCGAACGCUGCCCGCAUUAUGCAACAUAUCGUUUCUCAGUCACUGGACCCAGAUGCCUAUCAAGUGGUCCAAGGAGAAAUACCCGAGACGACUGCACUUUUGGACUGCAAAUGGGACAAGAUCUUCUACACUGGAAACGCCCGUGUUGGCACCAUUAUUGCGAAGAAGGCCGCUGAGACAUUGACCCCGGUCACUUUGGAGCUCGGAGGAAGGAACCCAGCUAUCGUCAGCAAGAAUGCCGAUCCUCGUUUGGCAGCGCGACGACUUCUAUGGGCGAAGUUGAUGAACGUUGGUCAAGUCUGCGUCAGCCAGAAUUACAUCAUCGUCGACAAGGAGAUUCUUCCUGCCUUCCUGCAUCAGCUCGGGCAGGCUUUUAAGGAGUUCCAGCCCAAAGGGGCUGAAGCCUCUGAGGACUAUGGCAAGGUCGUCAACGAGCGCCAAUGGGAUCAUUUGAAGCGCAUGCUUGACAACACCAGUGGCAAGAUUCUUAUUGGUGGCAGGACUGACAGGGCGAAACUUUUCUUCGAGCCUACCGUUGUCCAGGUCUCGGAUCUGGAAGACUCACUGUUGGUCGAUGAAUCUUUUGGUCCAUUGAUCCCUAUCCUGCCCGUCAAUGAUCUAGACGAGGCCAUCCGCACUGCGAACAAGGUGCACGCUACUCCCCUAGGACUUUAUCCAUUCGGAACAAAGGCAGAGACGAACAAGGUGCUUGCCGAAACACGCUCAGGAGGCGCUUCGGUCAAUGACGCCUUCUUCCAUGCCUCGAUUCCGACUCUCUCGUUCGGCGGCGUUGGAGACAGUGGCAGCGGCGCAUACCGUGGCAAGGCUAGUUUCGACUGCUUUACUCAUCGGAGGUCCAUUACCACGACCCCUUCUUGGAUCGAAGGCCUGCUCUCUGUUCGAUACCCACCAUACACAAGCGCCAAGCUCAAGAGGCUACGUGCGAUGAACGACAAGAAACCAGACUUCGAUCGCAACGGUAACCCGACCGGAGGACUGGUAUGGUGGGUUCUUGGCCUCGGUGGUAAGGGCAGGGCUGGCGCUGGCGGACGGUGGGUCCUUGUGGCCGUCAUUGCGGCUUUGAUUCGAUACUGGAAGAUGAACAACUAA
This is a messenger RNA of Lecanosticta acicola, 1646 nucleotides long. Lineage: Eukaryota; Fungi; Ascomycota; Dothideomycetes; Mycosphaerellales; Mycosphaerellaceae. The record is from the annotation of a GenBank genome assembly.